AUGUCUCUGUCGCCGCAGAAUUUCGGCCUCGUUAGGGAAGGGAUAGGAUGUGCUGUUCUCAAGCCCAUUCCUGUCCCAAAGCUGAAGUCCGACUACAUCUUGGUUCGCACGGUUGCCGUCGCGCUCAACCCCACCGACUGGACAAGUCUCGACGCUGUCGGACAAGACGGAACCAUUGUCGGGUGUGAUUACUCUGGGAUUGUCGUCACUGUUGGUGAAUUGAUGAAGGAUAGGUUCAAAAAGGGGGAUCGCGUGGCUGGCUUUGGCCAUGGAGCCAACGACUUCAACCCGGAGAAUGGUGCUUUUGCAAAGUAUAUCGCCGUAAAAGGCGCCCUCCAAAUGCACAUACCCGAAAGUGUGAGCUUUGAGGCCGCAUCUACCGUCGGCGUUGGGGUUCACACCGUGGGCUUUGGGCUGUACAAGUCCCUGGAGCUUUAUCCCCCAGGAGAAGGCAAGAAUGUCGACGCUGACAAUAUCCUCAUCUACGGGGGAAGCACGGCAACUGGGACCAUUGCUAUCCAAUUCGCACGCCUUUCAGGUCUGAAUGUCAUAACGACCUGCUCUCCAAAGCAUUUUGAGAUGGUCAAAGCCCUCGGUGCGAGCCAGGCAUAUGACUACCAUGUCCCGGAUGUUGGCAGACAGAUCUAUGCGGCGACAAAUGGCAAACUGAAGAUUGUGUUUGAUACGGUCGCCACAGAGGCCACGGCACAGAUCUGUGCGGACGCCUUUGGUGACGCCGGAGGGGUGUACUGCAAUCUCUUAAAUGUUGACUGCCCUCAUCCAAAGGUCCGAUCCGAGUUCUUCCUCGGCUACAGCCUUUCGGGCGAGCCAUUCAUCUACGAGGGAGAAUUCUUUGACGCACAGCCGGACGAUCUGGCCUUUGGCUCCGCCUUUGCGCGAGUCGCCGAACGGCUCUGGCGUGAGGGAAAGUGGAAGCCGCAUCCGCAGCGCGUGGAGCGUGGCGGCCUCCUCGGCGUCGUAGAUGGGCUGCAGCAAAUGAUAGAAGGGAAGGUUAGCGGUGAGAAGCUCGUUUAUCUCAUUGAGGAGACAGAAUGGCCUUGA
This is a messenger RNA of Fonsecaea multimorphosa CBS 102226, 1062 nucleotides long. RefSeq lists its product as uncharacterized. The record is from RefSeq and is a predicted model, not a curated record. The transcript is spliced from 4 exons. Gene Ontology annotation, molecular function: oxidoreductase activity, acting on NAD(P)H. NCBI's taxonomy places the organism in Eukaryota, Fungi, Ascomycota, Eurotiomycetes, Chaetothyriales, Herpotrichiellaceae. Bases 1 to 1062 code for a protein of 353 amino acids.